Messenger RNA from Cylicocyclus nassatus, 983 nucleotides. The record is from the annotation of a GenBank genome assembly. NCBI's taxonomy places the organism in Eukaryota, Metazoa, Nematoda, Chromadorea, Rhabditida, Strongylidae.
GUCAAAACAAGUAGUUUUGAUGUACCAUUGCGUGCGUCUUUUUUAUCGCAUCAGUCGAUCAAAACAGCAGCGAUAAGAUAGUGUGCCGUUCUCGAUUGAUCAUAGCUAGAUGAGCUCCAUCGUCAUUGCUUUGCUCUUUAGCGUUUUCGUUGCUGUGCAAUCGCGCACAUGUGGUAGUGGCUAUAGCUGUCCCGACUCAGCAACAUGCUGUCGACUGCCUGAUGGGAAAUGGGGUUGUUGUCCAAUGCCCGAAGCCGUAUGUUGCCAAGAUCACGUCCAUUGCUGCCCUAAAGGUUCCGAAUGUAUGGAUGCAAUGUGCAAGCAGAAAGAGGGCGAUGAUGUACCACCACAGAAAAAGACCAAAGCUCAGAAAACAAAUGACGAAGGAGAAAUUGUCUGCCCAGAUAGAAGAAGCAAGUGUCCGACAGGUGCCACGUGUUGUCUUCUUACGGAAGGAAGGUAUGGAUGUUGCCCGGUAGAGCAUGCCAAUUGUUGCGCAGACCAUCUUCAUUGUUGUCCAAGCGGCUACAAUUGUGAUGCAUCCGGUCAAAGGUGCAUCCAAGCUGAGGGUUACAAUGUGAUUGGUUCCUACAGUAAGUUUCACUCCACUCCCAUUCGAGAAAAGUCAGGAGUCCGUAUGGGCGAAGCUGAUGAGAACGAAAUUGACGAGCAACUGCAGCCGAUAGCUUGCGGAUACAGAAGGACAUGUCCUGCAUUCAGUACAUGUUGUAUGGUCCCUCAUGGAAAGCAUGUAAAACAUAUGUGUUGCCCAAUGAAAGAUGGUGUUUGCUGUGAACAUGCAUGCUGUCCACCAGGGUAUCAUUGCCGUCCGCAUGGAAAAUGCGAAAAACACGCUGCACAAGAUGGGAUAUUCGACUUUUUCGGAUUCUAAGGAGACUUUGUGAUGUUAUUAUCAUUUAUGUUUCAUAUAGUUUUAUGUACUUUAUUUGUCAUUUUCAAACAAUAAAAUUUCUUUAUUACCC